Messenger RNA from Diorhabda sublineata, 1156 nucleotides. RefSeq lists its product as uncharacterized. The record is from RefSeq and is a predicted model, not a curated record. NCBI's taxonomy places the organism in Eukaryota, Metazoa, Arthropoda, Insecta, Coleoptera, Chrysomelidae. The transcript has a single exon. The coding region runs from base 652 to 1092 and encodes 146 amino acids.
UGCGUUUUGAACCAUCGUCAUUAUCGUUGAAAUGUUUAUCACCAAAAAGAGAUUCUAAGUGUAAGAAGAGUUACUAGGAGCGAGAUCUGCACUAUAUAGAGUAUAUUCAAAUACAUCUAAACCAAAUGCUUUUUUUGCUACGUUCGCAGUGUGGGAAGAAAACUUUUUUGACCUGUAAUUUCGGAAUGAACACGCAGUAACUAUGCGCUUGGAUUAUUUGGUCUCGUGGGACGAAAUCAAUCAGCAAAAUGCCUUUUCUGCCCCCGAAAAAAAAAAAUGAAAUACAUUGUGAAAAGUGAUCGCUUCAAAUAUGACAGGAUUAAAUGUAGAAGAACUUAAUUGAAGACAUGCGAAAUCAAGAAACAAAAAUCAAAAUUUUUCAACUAUUUUUAACGGUAUUAAAUCAAUGAAAGGGUAAAAUUUCAUAAGCGAACUGUAAGCUAACUAAAUGAAAAAAUAAGGGUUGGGUUCCGUUCCCGUCAUUCUAUUUCUCGAUUUGUCAUUCAAUUAAAUAAACAUUAAUUGACAUACGACGAAUGUCUUUUAUUUGAUUCACAAAAAGAAGAAACACGUUUAUUUUCCCGUCAAUUAAUGACGUAUUUCGAUUAAAAACGUUAAUAUUUCGUUAUAAUAAAGAAAAUUCCAGUAAAAAUGGCGAAUCUGUUGGACGAAAAUUUCUUUUACAACAGCAUGUUGGCUAAAGCGAUGGUCACACUAUUACCUCCGAACGAUAGGAAGAUCAUGAGAAUUUGGUUCGAUAAGAUGCUCGAAUUGGACAAAACCGAUAAAGAAAAAUCGAUCAGAAACGAAUACAUGUGGUUCAUGUUACUGAUGUUGCAAGUACGUAAAAUCCGCGAACCGUUCAACAAAUUACCGCCCAACGAAAUAGGAGAUCUCAGAGAUUUGGUACCUACGAAAGUUUACGAAGAAGUGCUUAUCGCAAACGAUGAUAAUAUGGAAUUAGAUGAAAAAUCCGACGAAAAGAAAGUGUCGUUUCAAUUAUCUGCCCCUACGAAUUUCCUAGCGAACCAACCGGUACCUUGCGAAGGGAUAAUUUGUUAUUUUUCAGCUUUCAGCGAUAGAGGAGCGUGAGGAAUAUUCAAGGAACGAAUCAGGGAUUUUACUUUUUCUUUUUUUUACUAUAACACACCAAAUU